Gopherus flavomarginatus (Mexican gopher tortoise) is the source of this 5484-nucleotide messenger RNA. RefSeq names its product fibroblast growth factor receptor-like 1. The transcript is spliced from 3 exons. Gene Ontology annotation, molecular function: fibroblast growth factor receptor activity; fibroblast growth factor binding. Gene Ontology annotation, cellular component: plasma membrane. The coding region runs from base 1 to 834 and encodes 277 amino acids. NCBI's taxonomy places the organism in Eukaryota, Metazoa, Chordata, Testudines, Testudinidae. The record is from RefSeq and is a predicted model, not a curated record.
AUGCAGCCUGCACUCCCCACCAUCAGCUGGCUAGUGCGGAAAGUGGAGUGGCCUUGUCCCAUCUUCUUUGAGAGGACUCGGUCCAAACCCAUUCUCACGGGAACGCACCCUGUGAACACUACUGUGGACUAUGGUGGGACCACGUCAUUCCAGUGCAAGGUCCGCAGCGACGUCAAGCCCGUCAUCCAGUGGCUCAAAAGGGUGGAGUACGGCACAGAGAACAAGUACAACUCCACCAUUGAUGUUGGGGGGCAGAAGUUUGUCGUGCUCCCCACUGGGGAGGUCUGGUCCCGUCCCGAUGGCUCCUACUUAAACAAACUGAUGAUAACACGAGCCAAAGAGGAGGAUGCUGGGAUGUACAUCUGCCUAGGGGCAAACACAAUGGGAUACAGCUUCCGCAGUGCUUUCCUCACGGUGUUGCCAGAUCCCAAGCCACCAAGCGCCCCUGUGGCCCCAUCCUCCGCUACCAGCCUGCCAUGGCCAGUGAUCAUCGGGAUCCCCGCUGGAGCGGUCUUCAUCUUUGGGACGAUCCUCCUGUGGCUCUGCCAGGCCAAAAAGAAGCCCUGCUCUCCCCCAGCUGCAGCGCCCGUGCACAGACCGCAGGCCAGAGACAGGAUCUGUAUCUCUCAGGGUCCUGACAAAGACUGCGUCUCCUCCAUAAACUAUGAGGAAUAUGUCGCCCACCAGCAGCAUUUGCUAUCCCAAGGGCCUGCGUUGGCCCCAGCCAUGGCAUCGAAAAUGUACCCAAAGAUUUACACAGACAUCCACACUCACACGCACUCACAUGUGGAAGGCAAAGUUCACCAGCAUCAGCACAUUCAUUAUCAAUGUUAAAGGGCAGCCAGAGACCGUAGCUUAUUGGUGCUUUUUUCUCACGGUACCUCAGAACAGACUGCUUCGAGUCAGCUAACACUGCCAGCAAAAGGUAAAGUGAACAGAGGAGGGAGCGAGAGAGAGAGAAAGAGAUUUUUUUUUUGUUAUUAUUACCAUUAGGAUGUAGAUGAGGAAUAAUGAAGGAAUUCCCAAUCUCAGCUCAAAGGCGGCCAUCUAAAACAAUGGAAACUUCUUGUAUAUCUAAAUCAAGAUGGAAACAGAUAAGGCAGGAAGCUGUGACAUGAAACACCACCGACCCUGUUGCAUUGCCAAGCAGAGGAAGAAGAAGAGGAGAACGCGAUGAUAUUGCAGUUCCUGCCUCUAGCACAUGCCACCUGUUUUGGUGCAAGGCCCAUCAGACGUCUUACCCUUGGGAAUGUACAGAAGAGCCCUUUAUCUCAGAGUGGCUGAAGCUUGGAAGUAGCUGAGAUGUAGUGCCAAAGCACCAGGAGACUGUAAUCAACUGAAACAAUCAAUUGCCCAAUUUCAAAUAAAAAAAUAAGCAGAAGAGUUUCUGGAAAACACAUUUCUAUUUUCAAUGUGAAACUCACAUGCAUCUCGCCAGCAGUAAUUUUGCCUGACAGUCAGUGAUAACUUAGCUGGCUGGUUCCAUUUCUGCAAAUCAAGGGUAUUGUGGUUUUCCCCAAGGGGGCACUGCUUGAAAUCUUUAAAAAUGUUCAACUCACCCCCAAUGCUAUGACUCAGUGCUACUGCCAGGAAGAAGGAAGGAAGGACAUUGUACAAUGCAACUUUAUAUUUAUAUUUAAGAAAUAAUAAUUAAUAAUAUCUGAAUUGCUGAAGGUCAAGGAAAGAAAACGUGCUGCCCUUUUUUGAUGCCGCUAGCUGUGAUUUUCAAUCAGAUCUUCAUGGCUUAUAGUGACAAGCUACUGGAUUAACUGUGUCAAUGAAAAAUAAAUGAACAAGUAAAAAUAAAAAGAGAGAGAGAGAGUGAAAAUUACUGUUUAUGGAAGAAUGAAUUUGCUCAAUAUGCACCUAGGGUUGUGUGUGGUUUUUCUUUCCAGAUAAUGUUUUACAGUUGAUUCAAACAAUCUCAUUUCAGUUUCGUUUAAAACAACAAAGAAAGAAAGAAAGAAAGACCGUAUUAAUACCUAUAUGGACUAGAAAUGAAUUCAAUCACAAAUAUAAAACCUUUGUAAUUCUAUAUAGAGUUUAAACAGAAGUCAUGUAUAUUUAAUUUAUUUUGUUAAACAAGAAAAAAUAUGAUAUUUUCCUCAAAACAGGCAUUUCUAUACAUAUUUUUGAUCAAAGGAAAUAAAGAUGAAUUGGGGUUUUUUUUUCCAGGUUCUCAGAGGUGCCAUGCUCCAAAUAUAAGCAAUGUAACCUAUAACAGUACUUUAUUUAACCAAAUUGAAAGUCAUAUGUUUGUAUGCGUUUUUACAAUAGCCAUGUGUAAUUGUUCUGGCAGCAUCUCUGGCACUACAGGUGCCAUAAUUUCCAAUAGAAACUGCUAUUUUGUGCUGUUUAUAACCUGUUCGGAAAGUUUUGCUGUGGAUUGAUCACUGCCUCUGCACCCCAUGUUAUCCUGGCCUCAUUAACAAAGAGCUCAGACCACAAGAAAACUUGUUUCACUAUUUAUUUAAAAAGUUGGUUUGAUUUUUUUUCGGUUAACAUUAUAAGAAGUGAACUGGAGACCUGUGAUAUAAUCAAUAAUUCCUUUUAAAAGUGAAAUGUUCCUAGACUUGAGCCCAUCAAGUGGAACUCUGCCUCUGAGUGUUUUGGGGAGAAAAAAAUUACAAGUCUGGACAAAUUAUUUGAUCUCUAAAAGCAGCUUCUGAGCAUAAAACAUUCAGUAGAGAUGAAAUUCGCCACAGCAAGAGGAGCCUGCACAAGGCCCUCUGUACCACUUAAGCCCUCUGUUAAGGACUUAUGGCUCAAUCCUGCAUGAGGCCAAGUAUUCUGGCCUUGAUCCACCAAAGCACGUAACUUUGCAAACAUAGGGCCUGGUGCGCUGUGGUUAUUUUCCAUUGGGUUCAGUAUCAAUCAGAUCAGACCCAUCGAGGUUAAUGGGAAUACUCAGAUACUUAAAAAUCAGCACCGUUUUAAAUGCUUUGCUGGUCAGAGCCAGAGAGCUCAGCGCCUGACUGGCUGCAGCCUGUAAGUGGUGGGUAGGGCCUUCUGCACUGGUGUGAAUUUCACCCACAGGCUCUGGAAUAACACAGCGAGGGGUGUAUUGUACAUUUGUUCCCCGUGUUGCAUUCCUAGUGGUUGUAAUGGGAGUGGAACAAGUACAGCUUAUUAUAGCCCUUAUUGUGUACAGACUAUAGAUGGCUAUCAAGUCAAACCUUCACUCCGUUAGAGGAGAACCCAAGCCGGGUUUGAUUCCAUAAGGCCAUAAAGUUAGUCACUAAAUUCAGAUCUUGGAUGCUGGUGCAUCGGUUUCAGUGAGCAUCGUGAAUGAGCAUCCAUGUGCAUAACUGGGGUGUUGUAAGUACUGAUCUAACCCAAGAUUUGCUAAUGGCUGCACUUUACUGGGUGAGCCAUCCACACAUAGAAAAGUCUAUGCACAGUUUCUGUGUACAUCAACGAUGUUGUAAGAAGUCAGGAAACUGGUACACCUCUACCUCGAUAUAACGCUGUUCUUGGGAGCCAAAAAAUCUUACCGCGUUAUAGAUGAAACCAUAUUAUAUCGAACUUCCUUUGAUCCGCUGGAGCGCACAGCCCCACCCCCCGGAGCACUGCUUUACCGCGUUAUAUCUGAAUUCAUGUUGUAUCAGGUGGCAUUAUAACGGGAUAGAGGUGUAUUUCCAUGAGAGGCUGUAAGGGCUGUGGCAGAAAUGUCACCAUCUAUUGAGUCUACCUCUCAUACAAGUCUAUGAGAAGUUUGGUAUUUUUGUUACCAUAAUCUGCACAAAGCUAAUGCACAUUAAAGCAAUGUUAAGGGCACGACACAAAUCCAAAUUUAGAGACAAGGGGGAUAGUUCUUCCAGUGCUUUCUGGGCUGGGUGCUGUAGGCAGAGACCACAGAGUUUCACAUGCCAGACAUGCUGCAAUAGCUUUACUGCUAUUGCUUUAAAAGUAUGGUGGACUCAGCACUCCUGCGUGGCCUCACUUUGAGUGAACCAUGAGAGACUGCCACAUGACAUUGCCAAGAUGGCAGCAGUAUCUCUGACAGGUACUGAUACAUUGUCAUUUUUUAGUUAAAAGUAAUCUAUUUAUCAUACGUCAUUGUGUUCCAUCCCAAAUCGCGUUCUUAUUCUCCAUUGACUCUCUACCCCCUUUCAUCCUGAAGCUUCAUAAUCUUCUUUAAUGGAAUGAAAAACUUUAAAAUGUUGCCAGCUGGUCCAAAUGGAGGGAUUAUCUUUUCCAUCUUGGAAGUAGGCCUUCACCAAGUGCCCUUCAAAGCUCCAGUCUUUAAAAUGCUAGUCAUGGGUGUAGUUGUGAGGAGGGUGGUAACAGGAAAAAAAUUAAGGCAAUCGCAGGUAGUUCACCACCACCAUCAACAUAUUGGUUGUGCAGAGGCCAAGAACAAUUGUGGUUCUCGGCCAAGAUUUUGAGAAGUCACUAGAGAUUUUGCGUACCCAACUUGAGACAUCUUAAGGGUCCUGUUUUUCACAAAGUGCUGAGCUCCUACCCUCUGAACAUCAGCCUCCUUUAAAGGCCCUCAGGUUGGAUAAUCAAAAAUUGAGGCACCACGAACCACUGGUCACUUUUGAAAAUGUUGACCAACAUUGUGCUUAUCUAGGGAUAAGGUCUGUGUGAGACUGGUGCCGCUAGCAGUGUAAGCUCCCUCAGAUGGGGUGAGGAGGACAUCACUAUGGCCCUAGGCCAUCCCCACUUCAGCUUGGGAAGUGAAAUAUAUGUCACCACCAACGCCCAUAUCCCUCUCUUCCAAAGAGGUAGGUGAAAGUCACCCCAUGCAGAAGGCCAGCACGAAAGCUCUUAAGCCCAGGAUAAACUAUGAAAAUAGGGCUUGAAUGGGACUUAAGCAUUGCCUUGGCUUGGGUUGGCUCUGCACACAUGGGUGAACUUCACCCUUUAGACAGUCUUUUGCCUCCAUGAGGCAAUGUGCCUCCUUGAGCUCUUGUUGGGGCUCACUCUGUUUCACCCAACAUGGGCCAUUCAUAUGCAGGGCUGAAUUGUGCCUUACAGGAAACACAAAGCAUUCCUAUGUCUAAAUAAGUUCAGUGAGAGUUUGCUCUUAGUCACCCAGAUGUGCAUCCAUUUUUUUCCCAGCGAGACAGAAUGUGGCCUGACCUCUUUUAAAUAAAUAGAGAACAUUUUAAAAGAAUGGUGGACUUGCUAAAGCUACCUACCAUUGACCCUACUUUGAAUUCAGAAGCUUGAUAUAUAUACAAACACAUCAGUCUAUGGCAUAGAAAGUGGGCCUCACUUUUAAAGGCACAAAACUGGAGGAUCAAAGAGAAAAACCAGGCUUAAUAUUGAACAUCCUUGUUACUUUGUUUGUGUGGCACACUGAACAUGGCCUUAAAUGUCAUUUUUUGUGUGUGGUGUCUUUAAACUUUGUAUUGACAAUCUUUGUACAGUCAGCCCUUUUAAGGUGAAAGCUUUAUCAGACAUUUACAAAUAAAAAGUGUGAUGUCAUUUUCAAGCAGUGGGAAAAUAAGCUAAUUAAAGAUAUUGGAAGGAGAA